Molecule: messenger RNA, 1595 nt
Organism: Xyrauchen texanus (razorback sucker)
Lineage: Eukaryota; Metazoa; Chordata; Actinopteri; Cypriniformes; Catostomidae
Product: DNA-binding protein inhibitor ID-3-like
Exons: 3
Coding region: 187-531 (114 amino acids)
Biological process (GO): cell differentiation; circadian regulation of gene expression; negative regulation of transcription by RNA polymerase II
Cellular component (GO): nucleus; cytoplasm
Molecular function (GO): protein dimerization activity; transcription regulator activity
Source: RefSeq, a predicted model, not a curated record
UGCCUUCGCACGCUGCCAUCGUUCAGUGAGCGCGAGACGAGAAAGGAGACGAACGUUUGUUGGAUAUCAACCAAGCAGGACAACUACAUACAUUUAUCUCACUCUCCGGACCUAGGAGUUCUUGAGAUACGGCUACAGUUGGAUUCUACUAGCAAGCCAAACUUUCAGUCAGACCACGUACCCAGAAUGAAGGCUAUCUGUCCCGUUCGGUCUGUCAGAAGCUGUUAUGAGGCAGUUUGCUGUGUCUCAGAGCAGAGCCUCGCCAUCAGCCGUUGCAAGAGUCCCUCUGAGGAGCUGUCCGACAUGAAUGACUGUUACUCUAAACUCAAAGAACUGGUGCCCAGUAUCCCUCAGAACAAGUCCGUGAGUCAGGUGGAGAUUCUUCAGCAUGUAAUAGAUUACAUCUUCGACUUACAGAUAGCGCUGGAAAACGAGACGGACACAAACAACGCGUCCGACUUGUUCAUGUCAAUGAAGAAUUCAGAGAUGACCCGUAAUUUCUCCAAAGAGGAUGGAGCUCUGUGCCAUUAGGACAGAUGAAUGACAACGUCAACGGUGCGGGAUAGAAACUUUCUCCUCCACUUGUGGAAGAAAAGAGAGUGAAGGGGUGAGUCGGGUGAAGGAGUGAGGCUCUAUUCAGAGUGUGGGAAAGCAAUCUGCGCCCCUCUCGAGAUGUCUAUUCUUUGGUCACUGGACACUUAAACAAACCAAAUCCGUGGAGUUUUGAAGAUCACAAAAAAGAAAAGCCUUCAGAUUUUUUUCUUAAUCAUUCCUAUUUUUUGUGGCAGCAAUCAAACAUUGUAUAUUUUGUACUGGCUACAUUCCUGACUAUUUGGACUAACUAAUAUCUCUUCACACACCCUUCCUUCCCAGCCAUUCUUGGAGAAUAGCCUCCCCGUUUUUUUCUUGAAAACAUUUCCACAUUUCAGCAUGGCUGCCAUUUGGUCUCACUGAUUGACUCUAUCACUGGGAUGAUGUACAUAUUGUGCUUGAGGGUUUUUUGUGCUAUGGGGUGGGAAGGGCCUUAGGCAAUGGGAAUAUAUAUACAUACACACACACACACAUGGAUCAGAAUUUGAGCUCUAUAAUAUAGAGUGGAUUGUAUAUGUUUGUGGGGAUUGUCUAUUUCUACAGACUGUCAAAUCAACGAGUUUCAUAAACUCCUUUAUGUGUUUUGUUUGUACACACUCUUUUUACACAAGAAAAUAAAUCAUACAAAUAAAAUGAGAGAUGUGGAGUUAAGUAGUUUUUCAUAAAUGACUGAAUGUAGACUUUUUACUGUCUUUAUAGCUUCAGGUAUCCUGAAUAAAUACCUUGUGGAGAUGUACUGCAGAGAUAAUAUAGGUUCUCUAGUAUUAUUGUUGUUACUACUAGUGCUACUACUACAAUUAUUCUAUUGAAAUAAAGAAGAGUAAAACUGAUGGCCUGCACUCCCUCUCCCCUUCAACUGUUUGGAUUUAUAGUUAAUUUAUUAGAUGGCACAUCAUAACAGAUUCAAACAAAAAAUGGGAAAGUGCUUAAGAACUAUAAUAGCAGGAAUCAGAAACUGUUAAAUAAAACAAAAAAGAAAGUUUAAACAAAAUUACAAUAAAUUA